Molecule: messenger RNA, 2007 nt
Organism: Talaromyces rugulosus
Lineage: Eukaryota; Fungi; Ascomycota; Eurotiomycetes; Eurotiales; Trichocomaceae
Exons: 3
Coding region: 1-2007 (668 amino acids)
Biological process (GO): regulation of DNA-templated transcription; DNA-templated transcription
Molecular function (GO): zinc ion binding; DNA binding; DNA-binding transcription factor activity, RNA polymerase II-specific
Source: RefSeq, a predicted model, not a curated record
AUGGAUCAGAGCGUGCAGGCCGAAUCGUCGCGUCGCGAUGCUGUGCUGCGCCGAUACAACGUCGAGCGGUCUUGUUUGAAAUGCCACGAACGCAAGAUUCGCUGCGAUAGGCGACAUCCUUGUACUUCAUGUAUGCGGCUGAACAUUCAAUGCAUAUACCCUGGCCCGGAACGAGGCAAACGGCGCCAGCAUCACAAGGCGGCCAUCUCCGACCGUUUGGCGCAACUGGAGAGAACCAUCACCACGCUGUCGCAGGCCCAUGACGAAGACGUCUCUCACCGGAAACCAGAGAGUCCUUUGAACGAGUCAACGCCAAAUAAGCCAUUGCCAGUACAGCGGGCUCCCUCCGAGGCUUCUACAAACAGAGGGCUACUGCUACCGGAUCGCCAUUACAUCAAUGACCAACUGCUUUCGCGGCUUCUCACGAAUGAAAGUGAUUUACAGGCAGCCAUGGGUGGUAAUGCGGUCGAUCCAAGUCGCAACCAAAUAUCGUCGAUCAAUUUCAACACGUUUUUGUUCGGCGGUGGACAGCCUGCUGUCGACUUAUCACUCUUGAACCCAUCUCGAUCGCAGGUUUUACGGCUUUGGCAGGUUUAUUUGACCAAUGUCAACCUCAUGUUCAAAAUUCUUCAUGUCCCUACCAUCCAGUCCUUGCUGUUCGCUGCUAUCAAUGACAUGAAGAAUAUCCCACACGAUCUGAAUGCUUUGUUCUUCUCGAUAUACUUUUCCGUCAUCAGCAGUCUCGAUCCGGAGAGUGUCGUUCGUAUUCUGAAUCAAGACAGACCCUCUGCUCUGCGGCGCUUCCAGAAAGGCAUCGAGAUUUCAUUGGCCCAAGCAUCGUUCUUGGAGCUCCCGACUGUGACCUCAUUGCAGGCAUUUGUCAUGUUUCUAAUGGCCAUGCGCGUUCACAAUAAAUGCCGCUUGAGCUGGACACUUGCCAGUCUCGCAACACGACUCGCGCAGUCUAUUGGGCUUCAUCGAGACGGAAAGAAUUUUAAUUUAUCUCUCCUAGAAACCGAGACUCGACGGCGGCUGUGGUGGCAAAUUGUAAACAAUGAGAACCGGGCAGUCGAGGACCAUGGCAUUGCUGUUGGUCUGUCAUGCGGCUUCUCCGACACAGAGUACCCGCUUCAUAUCAAUGAUACAGAUAUAUCUGCCAGUUCAACAACUCCGCCUCCUCCCCGCAAGGAGCUUUGUGACAUGACUACCUUUCUAAUCGCUACCACGACUAGCAAAGGAUUUCGCAACUACUUACAGCCUAUUAUUUACGGGCACCGUAGAAAUGCUGCAGAUGAACUUUAUACAAAGCAAAUGAUGGAAAGCCUAAUAAACAAAGUCGAAAAAAAUUAUAUGCCGCUUUGUGAUUACAACAUUCCUACUCAAAGAAGCGCCUACCUCCUUGCCCGCGUUCUUCUUGCGAAGCUGGAAUUUCUGGAGAACCAACAUUCACUUGCUUUGGACGCCGCUGAAGAUACCGGACCACACCACAUCGACCAGAGAAGCGUGGCUCUAGCUCGGAAAGUGCUUGACCCGAGCAACCUGAUUUUGCAGGAUGAACUUCUGGUGCAUUUUCACUGGAAUUUCCUUUCUUACACGCAGUACUCGGUCCUCAUAUAUCUGCUCUGGAAUCUGUGUGUUAACCCAACCAUCGCCGACGCCGAUAGCAUUUGGAACGAAGUGAAUCUGCACUUCGGCUUGAUUGAAUCCAAAAAGUCUAUUGUCGACCUAGGACCAAAAUGGCCGCUCAUGGUUCGAUUGAGAGAAAAGGCGCUAAGCAUCAAAGAACAGCACAUAGCCAAGACUGAGGCUUGCAAGGAAGCGCAAAAGCAAAAUAGCACGUUGCCUACUCAGUUACCCGCGGGCCAGUCGCAUCUUCAGUCUGGCAGUUUCACCCGAGAAGCAGAAUUCUUGGGUUAUAUCAAUUGGGAUAUUAGCUCCCCGUCCACUUCGGACUGGGCUAAUUUUACUCUUAAUUUGGAUAAAUUGAGCUACGAAGUGGGAAUCUAG